Molecule: messenger RNA, 588 nt
Organism: Acanthosepion pharaonis
Lineage: Eukaryota; Metazoa; Mollusca; Cephalopoda; Sepiida; Sepiidae
Source: the annotation of a GenBank genome assembly
AUGAUCAUCUGUUACCAAAUAUGGUCAGUUUGCUAUCUUCUAUAUACGGUCCGCUUCGUCAGUCUGACCACUUCUGCAUUUGUGAAUAAAUCCGUGGUGAAUUCAUUCACAAACCCUGCCACUAAUUCCGCACUUUUAUCUAUCUAUCUAUCUAUCUAUCUAUCUAUCUAUCUAUCUAUCUAUCUAUCUAUCUAUCUAUCUAUCUAUCUAUCUAUUUUAUUAACUAAAUUCCUGAUGACCUUUCUUAAUUUACCCUCCAGUAUAACUACUUCCACCAACACUUCCCACCAGCCGUGCCAUUUAGCGAAUACCCGACACAUCCACCUGGCUCUAGCUUUACCGAAUAAAUCCUUUUCUUUUCCCUUCUGUCUCUUUCUCUUGUUUCUGUCUUCCCGCCGACCUGAAGCAAUCCAUACGUUCAUCCAAGUCAAAUUCUAUCUAUCUAUCUAUCUAUCUAUCUAUCUAUCUAUCUAUCUAUCUGUUCAUAUGUGUCUAUUUAAGUCUAUUCUUAUCUAUCUAUCUAUCUAUCUAUCUAUCUAUCUAUCUAUCUAUCUAUCUAUCUAUCUAUCUAUCUAUCUAUCGUUAUAG